This is a messenger RNA of Brachypodium distachyon (stiff brome), 1182 nucleotides long. RefSeq lists its product as uncharacterized. The transcript has 4 exons. The record is from RefSeq and is a predicted model, not a curated record. Bases 49 to 990 code for a protein of 313 amino acids. NCBI's taxonomy places the organism in Eukaryota, Viridiplantae, Streptophyta, Magnoliopsida, Poales, Poaceae.
GAGGAGAAGCGACACGCCACCGAGAGAGGACGCAGAGAGCCAUCAGCCAUGGGAGGAGGCGUCAUGCGCACCGCCGCGAAGGUCGGCAUGGCCGGGGGCGCCGCCGCGGCGGCGGCCAGCGGCCGCUUCCGGAGCGUCGCUCCGGCGUUCGCGACGGCCGCCCCCGCCGCCGAGUCCUCGGCGGCGCCGCUGGUGUCCGCGGCCGGGGAGGUCCCCGCCAUGGCGGCGGCCGGGCCGCAGUGGGCCUCCUCCUCCUCCUCCUGGGAGGUGGACGACUGGGAGUUCGCGGACUGGAGGGACGUGGCGGUGUCCGAGGCGGAGGAGACGGCGGUCGGGAGGCCGAGGCUGGUCUUCGCGCCGCCCUCGCAGGAGGAGGCCCAGGAGGCCACAACCGAGCUCAGGGAGGCCAUAGACAGGGUUUAUUUUAACGAGACUCCAAUAGAGAUUGUUAAGGAACAGGAUAAAGAGCUUAACAAGCUGGGAGUAGAUGCUAUUAUCCCUGCUAUGCCGGGACAUGUAGUGCAAGCUUUCACGUUGUUGAAAUCAAGCUCGGAAGCUCAGAGUGUCGUUGCCUCCCUUGCAUCAGAUAAGAACGUCUGGGACGCAGUGUUGAAAAACGAGAGGGUUAUGGAAUUUUACAAGAAUCACCAGCAAACUCUAGUUCACACUUUCCCUGAGGACAGUGGCACGGUAGAGUCACCGGAGAAAUUUGAAGGUGCUUCUCAGGAGUAUGCAUCCCGUGGGGAACUGCCCACCACCUCACCUUUAUCAGACUUUGUGGACAACGCGAAGAAGACGGUGAUGGAGAUAGUCGACAACAUAACCCACUUUUUCCAAGACGUGUUCCGCAACCCAGCAGAAGCGGGGGACCGACCGAGCUCAUCCACUGGAAAGGGUAGCCCCCCUUCUUUCGCGGAGAUGGCUGCAGGUGGAUCCUUCAUGGCUCUGGCCAUAGCGGUCAUCCUAGUUGUUCUGUUCAAGAGGGCAUGAGAUAUAUAAGAUCAGGCCUUAUUUGGUGCUGGCCGAUCGUGCCUUAAAUCUGUCGAAAAUAACUCGGUUUAUUGUCAUGUUAAGAACUACGGAUGUACUAAUAUGUACAGACCUGUGUCGUCUUGCGUCAGUGAAGCUUUUGAAUCUUGAGACCCAGUAUAAUAAAGACAUGCUAUGGUAGUACGUAUUAAA